Messenger RNA from Uloborus diversus, 901 nucleotides. RefSeq lists its product as uncharacterized. The transcript is spliced from 2 exons. The record is from RefSeq and is a predicted model, not a curated record. Bases 159 to 710 code for a protein of 183 amino acids. Lineage: Eukaryota; Metazoa; Arthropoda; Arachnida; Araneae; Uloboridae.
CUCCCCUCACGUGAGUUGACAAGAGGUAUAAAUCGGCUCUCUUAGUCGAACUAAGUGUCACUAGCCCCCGUUUACUUUAAACCGACCUGUAAUUUUUGAGUGUUAAGUGAGAAGAAAAAAAUUAGUUCGCGCUCGGUUGUUCAGUUGUUUUGCAAUAAAUGAAUUUGUCUAGUAGAAAUCGCGUGUGUUCGGAAUUAAAACGUAGAGUUAGCGUUUCUGCUCCUUUUUCUCACACUGCAAUGAUAUUUUGCUGCAUAAGUUUCCUUCUCAUUCUUGCGUACGAAACAGAAGGCUGCUCCGGUAAUCUUGCUCUUGAUAAAGGCACGAUCUGUGACCAAGAUGGCAAGAUUCUACUCCGAGCUGGAUCUGAUGACUCUGCGCAGAUGUUUAUAUCCUUGAUCGAUUCCAUACUGCGUGCUUCUAGGGAUUCAUCUUUGAAUAAUGUCGUAGACGAUCAGGGUAUCAGUAAAGAUUCAAAAAAUUUGCAUUUUGGAAAAAGCACAAAGCGAUCCCAUUCAAACCCAAACCCAGAAUUGGAAAUGGAUUAUACCCCGCACGAGGAUGAAAUGAUCCAGAAAUUAUUAUUACAGCUCUUUCAACACCCUCGUAGAAUCAACAGGGCUGAAACAAAGCCUGGAGAUUACCUAUUGCGAGCUUCAUAUAUCCCAAGGCUGGGAAAGAAGAGAAGCAGCCCUACUGAAAAUCUUUAAUGACUCAAUUUCUGAAACCUUUCUAUUUGCUGCAUUGACGACGGCAUCCUCCAAAACACAAUUAUUUGUCCAAAUUUUAAUUUUUCUGAUUUUAUGCCAAAACUUCAAUUAUUUUAUGUCACUGCUGUUCAUUAAUUGCAUAAUGUCUGUGCGUUCUUUUGGAUAUUAGCUACAUAAAAUGUUUUUUCUCC